Molecule: messenger RNA, 1436 nt
Organism: Talaromyces proteolyticus
Lineage: Eukaryota; Fungi; Ascomycota; Eurotiomycetes; Eurotiales; Trichocomaceae
Product: DNA-directed RNA polymerase
Exons: 3
Coding region: 472-1092 (206 amino acids)
Biological process (GO): transcription by RNA polymerase II
Cellular component (GO): RNA polymerase II, core complex
Molecular function (GO): protein dimerization activity; DNA binding
Source: RefSeq, a predicted model, not a curated record
GCUAAAAUAGCCCACAUGUUGGCUGUUUGUUAUCUUCUAGAUUCUUGAAUACAUAACACAGCUUGAUUGAGUAUUUUCGCUAUACAGGUUUUCUGGCUAUACGAGUAUUGGGUUUUACUUCUUCAUCGUUCUUCUUUUUUUGGAAUUAGAAAUUGCCUUGGAAAACCAGUUUCUCGAGACUGCGAAAAACGACCCUUAAAACUCGAAGGCAUAUAACAAAAACAAAGAUAAACCAUCAUGAAUGCACCGGAUAGGUUGGUUGCUUCCUUCUUGCUGUCACAUGUCCAGCAUCAUCUUGCCAGACACCAAAUAGGUUGUCGGUGAUAUAAAUGAUGUUUUCUCUUCCCAAUUGUCACCUUUCUCAAGACUGCAAUACACUUCCAACGCUUUUCGAUCUGGAGUUUGUUUCUACAUAUCAAUCCAUCAAGCAUCGUCAUUUUGUGUGUUCUCUCACCGCGUCAUACCUUACCGAUGCCUUGGACCCAGAAAGGCGACAGCGCUGGGGCACCGUGGAACGGAUCUCGAUACCGAGAUGCUUCCGCUCCCCCCCCUGGUGGGAAUGUGCCAGCGAAGUAUCUAACUCCCAUUUAUCUAUUUAAAUUUGAAGACUACCUUGACUGUCCUUUCAUUUUCGUCUCGAGACUGCAUCAAAUCCUUUCAUUGCUUGGCUUCCUGCCCAUCCAUGGAUUGUCAAGACGUGUACUAACAGACUACCCGCACAGAACUGAAGCUUUUAUUCUUGGAGAAAACGAGAAAAAGAUUGAAGAGAAGGCAGAUACCCGGACUCCGUCUACUUCGAUUUUCACCAUCAACAAAGAAGACCACACUAUUGGCAAUCUGCUCCGCUCUCGCCUCUUGCAGAACCGGCAUGUCACCUUUGCUGCCUACAAGGUGCCCCAUCCUUUAAAUCACAAACUCGAACUUCGUGUACAGACCGAUGGCCAGAUCACGCCCAAAGAUGCUCUACUUGCAGCCUGUCAUGACACAGUGAAAGACCUUGGGACACUCUCUCGCGAGUUUACUAAGGAAUUCGAACUGCGAAAGAUGGUUGGGGCUGCGCAGGGGCAAAACGGCCCUCAAGACGGGCAUUAGGAGCGGAUCGAGUACUUUUAAUUUGAAUGUCUCCCUGGGUAUCUGAGCUGGGGCGUUUUCGGCGUCUGUUCAUGGCGUUUCAUUCGUGCAGUAGAUAGGUAAAAAGGCUGAUUCAUGGUGUUCAUUAUUUGUACGAGUUUAGCGUAAUGUCCCUUAGAAAGCUAAGAGUGCUGCACGUCUCCUGGUCUUGUGGAAGAACUUGCUUGGACAUCACCACCUGAUAGUUAUGUGUAGGCGAAGUAAAAGAUCCCAGGUUCCCCGCCUAUAAACACAUAUACCGAUUGUAAUAUAAUUUGUCGAUAUAUAUUUAGGAUUAGGAACUUACUUCAUGUUGGUAAAGCGGG